GAGAAAUACACGGGACAGUCGGGACACGGGAUACAAAUAUCGAACACGUUUAUUUGUGCAAAUUGGUUCUAGCGUCCAAAACGAUCCCUUUGCCGGUUUGAAAACAGAAUUAGUUUUUACUCUUUAACAAAAAAAUGUAAAUAAGUUUUUAUUUCCGACGACUAGACAACUUCUCAACUGUGUUUCGUGUUUCUAAAAACCGCAUGACCACAUUGACCGUGUCCGUGAUUUACAUAAAUAUCUUCAGCAAAGAAUUUCGCUACUACAUAUUAAUUUCAGCUUGAAAGCGUGAGUGUCAUCAGAAUGUCUGAACCCCAGUCUCUGUCGGACGUUCCAUCAGCUGAAAUUUCGGCUGCAAUCUCUGCAGCCCUGUCUGAUCCUCAACAGGAGCCUGAAGUGGCAGAUCCACAACCCGAAAAAGAAAUCGAUGACGAGACAGUAAAAGUUUUACCAAGUAGUGCCCCUGAUGAAAAUGUAGACAAGCAGAAGCAAGAAGAGGAUAAUGACGCUACGCAAAGUGGUACUGUAGAGUCGCUAGAGUCUGAAGAGCUUGAAGAGCUUGAAGAGAAGAAUGACCCUUACUAUUACACCAAUCAGAAUCUCUUCACAUCAGAAAUUUUUAAAAUUGAGAUUCGGAAAUUGCCUAAAUUUUUUGGCUUAGGGGAGAUAAAAAAACUCUUGAAUAUUUUAAAAUUGGAUGCAACCAAAGUGAAGCCCGCAAGUCGCUCAAACUGUCGUUCUGUUUUCGUUGGAUUUACUUGUGAGGCCCACAAGCAAAGAGCACUUUCUGCCUUGAAUGGGUACAUUUGGAAAGGCUCAACUUUGGAGGCUAUUGUUGCCAAGCCUGCCAAAGAUCCACUGAUGUUGAAGAGGAAAAAUGAUGCCGAGCAGACAACGAAGCAAAAAGUGGCAAAGGUAGACAUUGAAGAAAUGACCAUCAAGUGUACGGAAAAGCUGAAAGAUUCAACUACUCCGUAUUGGAGACAAUCGUACGACGAACAGUUGGAUGUAAAAUAUAAGGAAAUCAAGGAAAUUAUGAAAACCUAUGCCAACAGAUUGUUUACCCAGAACCACAAACCAAUGAAAGUCUGGAUUGAUCAACAAUUUGCUAAACAUGAUGGUCUGAUUUGCCCUCUGGAGCCUUUCAGAUCCAGCAAAGUAACCACAGGAUACAGAAACCGGUGUGAAUUCACAAUUGGUCACCAUGCUGUGACUGGGGAACGAGCUGUUGGAUUUCGACUUCGCUCUUAUGCAGAAGGUGAUUGUUCUGUUUUCCCACCCAAUGACAGCCUUCAUAUCAGCGACAUUGCAAAGAAAUGUGCUAAGAUUUUUGAGGCUUUUGUGGCCAGUUCGGAAUUAGAACCAUACGAUCCAGUUGCUCGCAGUGGUCAUUUUAAAUGUCUCGGAGUCCGAAACACAUCUCUUGACCAGCUGAUGAUCAAUUUGGACAUCUGCACAACUGGCCUUAGUGAAGAGCAACUUGCUAAGUUCCGAGAAGAUUACAAAGAGUUUUUUGUCACUGGUGCUGGCAAGGAGCUUGAAGUUGACUCUCUCUACUUAAAAGAAGUGACAGUGCAAACCAAGAAAGGUGACGCUUAUCGUCCCUCAUCUCUGAUAUAUGGAAAGCCAAUAAUUGUGGAAAAAUUGCUUGGUUACGAGUUUGAAAUUUCACCUCAAUCAUUCUUCCAAAUAAACACUCCUAGUGCCGAAAUCCUUUACUCAACCAUUGCCGAACUAGCUGCUCCUAAUGAAAAGAUGACCGUUUUGGAUAUUUGCUGUGGUACAGGCACCAUAGGCAUUACUAUGGCAAAGCAUGCCGGACAGAUCCUGGGUGUUGAAAUAGUAAAGGCUGCUGUGGAAAAUGCAAAGACGAACGCAGUUCGUAACAGCGUUCAGGAUAAGUGUGAUUUCUUCACUGGCUGUGCUAAUGAUUCCCUGCAGCCUAUUGUGGUUAGGGCCAAACAUGACAACAUUGUGGCUAUAAUUGACCCACCUAGACCUGGCGUUGGAAAAAACGUUCUGAACACAAUUAGAGCUACGUGGAAGAUCAAGACCCUGGUAUUUGUCGCUUGCAAUUUUGAAGCAUCUUACCAAAACUUGGUCCAUUUGGGUAAACACCCGUCAAAAGUUACACCUGGCGACCCUUUUGUGCCUGUCCGUGUCAUCCCCAUUGACAUGUUCCCAUUUGCAAAGCAGUACGAAGUUGUUAUUCUCUUGGAGCGAAUUUCCCUUGACACCCUGAGGGACUUGCUUCCUGCUGCUGACAUUGCCCUGGAAGAGGAAAAUGGUAAGAAGACACAUGCUGCUAACAUUCCUCCUGCCCAUGGAGGAAAAAAGGCUGGUGACAAUGCAGACAAAAGCAAGCUGAAGCAAGAAGAGACGCAGGAUGAAAUCGAGGUCGUAUGUGACAUGGCCAAAGACAUUCUACAUGCUGAGUAUGCGGAAACUGCGUCAAGGAUGACAAGGAAGGGGAGGAAGAGAUAUUUGUUUUCACUUAAAAAGAAAGGACUAAUAAAUGAGCAAGAAGAACGUAGAUUGCUGCAAAUUGAGCAACCUCCUGCUCCUGUACCUGCAGAACCACCUCUUCCUAAACUUAAAAAACAAAAGCUGCGUAAAAAUAGGGGACUGAAAGAUCGGCAGCUAUCAAAUUUUGGCCAACCAGGGCCAAGUUUUGGCAGCCAAGGCCAACAUCAACCCAGUUUUGGCCACCAAGGUCAACAGCGGUCCAAUUUUGGGCAUCAGGGUCGUCAGGGAACUAAUUUUGGGAAUCAAGGUCAACAAAGACCUAACUUUGGGCGUCCGUUUCAACAGGGAAUUGAUUUUGGGCAACCUCAGGCAGCUCUUCAAUUCAUGGGGCAGAACACUCAUCCCCUUCUAAACAACCCUCAAAUACCAAUGCAUUUUCAAGAAUUUCAGCAACCACAGAAUCCACAGUUUACAAUGCAGCCAUUCAUGAAUAUGCAACCCCAGCCUCAGGCACCUCGACCACCAUCCUUAAGGCAAGUUGCCACUCAGACGGACUGUAAGGAAUUCAUGUCGAGAGAAGAGUUCGACGAAGCUGAAAAUCUGGGUUUUACGUGGGGCAGCAGAAUUGCUGAUGGGGUUUUGCACGACUUUAAAGCCAUGCAGAGGGAAGAGGAAGAGGCUGUUCAGCGGUUCAAGGAAGGAUUUCUGACGGCCCUGAGGAUCAAGCAAAAGAAGCUGCUUGCUGAAAUUCAAAGGCCAAGUCGUAGCACGGAAAUCUGGGAAGGAAGUAGGGCGCAUUCGUCGUAUGUCGAGAGGUCUCGCAGCCCUCCUGAUGUUUACUCAAGGAGACGCAACAGUCCUCCGAGAGGAGUCACCCCACCCAGACUCUACAGUGAGCAGACAGAAAGUUUGCCGAGGGCCAUUUCGCAAACUACCGUAUCAUCAUACUCCAACAGAGCUAGGCAAGAACCAGAAAAGGAGGUUUCAAGCUAUAAGCCUCAAGGAAACUCUUAUUUUUCAAGCCUGCGCAGACCUGCCGCCUUGGACGUCUACAAUGAUCAGUUGAGAGAGCAGUGGCCCAAGAGCUUGCCAACUCAAACAGCUUCUUCUGCAUCUAUUCCAACCAACGAUUAUCUCGACGAAGGCUACAAGAUCAACGCAUACAAGGCACCAUCUGCGGCUUCCUCAGCUCCGGGUCCCUCGGCUCCAUUAAGAGCACCUCCGGCCCCUCAACUGGGACCAAAAACCAUGCAGGGUGCACCUUAUCAAAAUUACUCUCAAUAUCAAAAUAUGGGAAAUGUUGAGUAUCCUCGUUGGAAGAUUUCUACCCAGCCUGGACCCAGUAAUGCUGAAGCUGGUCGUUCGAUGCACAGUGGCCAAUCCCAGUGGGCUAGGAGAAAUUAAAUCUCUUGGUCUUUUAAUUCAAAAAUUUGAAUUAAUUUCAAUUCAUUGCAUUAAUUUUAUGUAGUAAAUACAUGCGGAACAGGCAAAUAAAGCAACUUCUGCCCUUACUAAGCAAUUAUAAACCAAUAUUUUUUUUUUUAGGCAGCUUCUUUUGUUCAUAAGAAAUUCCUCCUUAUAGUCUCAUAAUUUCAAAGUCCUUAAAACACCUUGAUCUGAGCUAUUAUAAAGAUAAGAAAAAUUUUUAAGAAUUUAAAAGAGCUAAUGUAGCACUUGUGAGUUUUCUCAAUGAACUCGUGCUUGCGUAGCGUUGAGGCAGAAAUGGUUGGAUUAUUGAUUAUUAUAUUUUUGCUGCUAAGACCUGGCUGAUAAUAUUUCAAAAUCAUCUAAAUAUCUUGAUAUUAUAGACCCAGAAAUUUAAGAGAACUAGAAACACAUAAAAAGUUUUAUAAAAUUGUAAUUUUUUUUGUGAAUUCCAUUUCUUUAA
This is a messenger RNA of Neocloeon triangulifer, 4354 nucleotides long. RefSeq lists its product as uncharacterized. The coding region runs from base 304 to 3870 and encodes 1188 amino acids. The record is from RefSeq and is a predicted model, not a curated record. Gene Ontology annotation, molecular function: RNA methyltransferase activity; S-adenosylmethionine-dependent methyltransferase activity. Lineage: Eukaryota; Metazoa; Arthropoda; Insecta; Ephemeroptera; Baetidae. Gene Ontology annotation, biological process: RNA processing. The transcript is spliced from 13 exons.